CUACAGCUUUUAAGAAAGCAAAGUUUCUCUCUUUUGACAAAAUAAAAAACAAGCGGGUCAAGAGCACAAUUUCAAUCAGUUACUUCACUGAGAAUUCCAUUACUUGUUCCGUUUGUACUAUGAAUUAAAGGAUUGUCGAAGAAAACGUGGGAGAAUUUUGCACCAUUUUUUUUUUUAUUUGUUCGUAUCGUCAAGAACGUACAAAUACUUCAUUGAUGGAGCAAAAGUUGUACGAUUCCAAUGGGCAACCUUGUAGAAUAAAAAAAUUCAAGUAUUGCAGGAGGGUCCUUCAAUUAGUUUUGCUUUUCGAAGUCGGAUGCAUUUCGUUUCCAUGCCUAACGAACAACUCUAAUUAUAAGCAUGAGAUUUACUGGGAGGAUAGAGGUGUUGGAGAUGAUGAGAUAGAUGGUGCAGUGUAUCUGGAGGAAGGAUUGAAUGGACAGGAGAAAACAGCCAUGGAGAAUAGAGAAUUGGAAGUUUUGCUACUGAGGAAGGCUAUGGCUAAAGGGGAUGAUACUAAAGACACCCAAGUGACUGAACAAGAUGAAAAACACUCCUCAGCUGAUCAUGAAGAGAAAACUGCAUUGCUCACUAAUGAAACACAAAUUGGCCAAGAAAAUAAUAUAUUUCUUGAUGAGAAUGGGAUCCCUCAAGACAACUUUGCGGUGAAUUCAACUCCUUACCAACCUAAAACUGCUAAUCGGAAAAUUUUAUCCAAGACAAGGUUUAUCACAGGCUAGGGAUAGUUUUAGGGGCAUUAACAAUGAGUUCCAUAUAGGCAACAGAAAUUACCAGUCCAAAAUGCUGAUUUCCCAUUCAAUCCUAAAUACAAUCUUUGUAUAUUUAGCAAACAAUAAAUUUUAAUAUCUGCUAAAGA
Messenger RNA from Durio zibethinus, 877 nucleotides. RefSeq lists its product as uncharacterized. Lineage: Eukaryota; Viridiplantae; Streptophyta; Magnoliopsida; Malvales; Malvaceae. The record is from RefSeq and is a predicted model, not a curated record.